Lepisosteus oculatus (spotted gar) is the source of this 2367-nucleotide messenger RNA. Lineage: Eukaryota; Metazoa; Chordata; Actinopteri; Semionotiformes; Lepisosteidae. The record is from RefSeq and is a predicted model, not a curated record.
CUGAUGCUCCUUUAAGGUUUGUGUUUCAUGACCACAGGACAGGACUGCAAAAUCUGAACCCCCAGCUAGUGCUGUUCCUGGCCUGCUGUGGGGGGUGUCUGCUUUUCUUUGAAGUUUCACACUUGUGGUUGUUGUGACACGAAGGCAGGUCUGAGACUGCAUUCUGACAUUUCGCUGCUGGGCGAGUGGUUUUCUAGCCACAUGCUGACCCACACACCUGCUGGGCUCAGGCCUGUGGACAUCAGAGCAGCAGCAGCAGCAGAACACCAGAGCAGCAGCCCCUGAGCAGGAGCAGGACUCAGCCCUGACCUGGAGGAGACGGACUUUCAGGACUCGACUGAUUCACACCUGUCUCUGGCAAAUCAGAGUCACCUAGUCACGCUGGGACCUGAACAGAUCUGGAAAAAAAAAACGAGAUGUACCUCGACCUUAUAAGUAACACAGCGACAUGUACUUCGCUUCAAGAUGUUCACAUUGAAAAAUGACAUUGCUAUUCUUCUGCACAAAAAACAUCAGAAAUCAGAAACCCUUAAGGUGGCCAAUACUCAAGCUAGACAGUAACCUCAGCGUAGUUCUUCUGAAACUUUGUCUCAAAAAGGAACUGUAUGCAAACACAAACUAUCUUAAAAGAACUGGAUGAAAUUUGUAAUUGAAUGUGAAUUCAAGUUUUGUCAUUGUGGUGUGAUUCCAUCACACUCAUUAUAUAACUCUACCGUGUCCCCAGAGCACGUCUACACUGUACUGAAGUCAUUUACAUCUGACCUACUGGAUAAUUACUGUUUCAGUGUGGAAGAACAGCUUAAAGCUGAGCAACGCCGAGCUGGAGAGGAUUAAAAAUGAGCUGGAGAGAUGUAAGAGCAAAGUGAAAGAGAAUCAGCAGCUGAAGAACCAGGGCCAAGUGGAGGAGUUCAUGAUUGAACAGGAAAUGAAGCGACAGCAGAGCGCUCACCUGGAGGAGAGGAAGAAAGAGAUCGACCCUGUUUUCUGUGUGGAGCCCUAUACUGGGGAAAGAAAGCAGCAGUGCUGUCCAGAGGGAUGGAAGGGGGGAGACAGUGGAAGAUGUUACUACGUCUCUACUGACCGGAGACCCUGGGAGUCUGCGAGUCAGUUCUGCUCAUCAGUGGGCGCUCAGCUGGUGGUGACUGAAGACAAGAGGGAACUGGAGAUGCUGAGGGAUCUGGUACAGGAGCAUUAUUACUGGAUGGGCCUGAGCAGGAGGGAUAGCAGUGCUGUGUGGACCUGGAGUGGUGGGAGGGAGCUGAACAAUGAAAUGGUGACACUGAAGGAGGGUAGCUGGGAUGGGGACUGUGCCUAUGGGCACUGGAGCCAAGCCCGGAUCACUCUUUAUUCCCGAAAGUGUGAAGGCCAUUUGCACUGGAUCUGCGAGCAGCGCUGUGUGAGCAUGCCGGUGUGCCUGUCCUCAGGUAACAAGAGGGAAUGAGACCCUGUGCCAGAGAAACUGAGUGAGAGGAGAAGACAUAGGUUGAAUACAGCUGUACACACCUCUGCUUCACAAACUCAUCAGCUCUCCAGGCCAGCUUGUUUAAACCCUUUGCCAACACCAGAAUCUCUUCGACUGGGCUGUUUUAAUGAUUUUCUUUAACGUGUCCCGAGCCCCUGGAAUGGAAUUAAAACACAGCCCUAAGGACACAGUGUGAGUGAGGUGUCACACAAUCCACAACAAGGAAAAUGAUCUCUCUCCCACCAUCGAGCAGGCACUUACCGGUGCAUGAUGGCAGGUAGAUCGCUGGAGAUUUUCAGGUUUCUGCUGUUGGCUGCACUGGGAAGUGGGCAGUACUGAACCACACUUCCGGUCUUUACACAGUACUUGGAGACAUGUCAGAAACCACAAGGCGCUCUGUGUUGGGCAAGGAGCCCCAGUUUACAUCGAGCAAGUGGUGCUGACAGUGGUGCUCUUGCAGCUCCUUUCUAGAGCAGACCUACUGUAGCUGAUCAAAGUGCUCAAAGCCUCUUAUAAACCAGCUGCGAGUUGUGGGGGCUCAGUGACCCCUCCAGUCCCUCGGCAGUGGUGCUGUCCUUCAGUGAGGAGCAGAGGCUCUCUCUAUCAUCCUGGCUCAUGCAAAUAACCCAAACUGGCUUCAGGGCAUCGGAAAUCCGGACUUUUGGCCACACGGAAGACCAUCUCUGGGGUGAAUUACUGAUCUCCAAUUUAAAACAAGUCAGCAAUAAUUUACAGGCUGAAAACCUGGAAGUAAAAACACCGCAAGGAAAGAACCCAGCAAAUUAUCUUGGAUGAUUAGAGUACAGGGUGCUGAUUUCAUGCAGUUAGUGUCUUAAAGGGAUCUACUGUACAACCUGACCUCCACACCCUGAAAUGUCCUUAAACCUCCAAUAUGUAGAAGUCAC